AUGGCAGAACUUGGUGGUGCCGCCAUCGGGGGCUUGUCCAACCUCGCCGCCGCCACCAUCGCCCACUCCGCCAGCUUCUCCGCUCGACACGACCAAUGCUACGAGCUGCAGGCUGAGCUGAUGGAGAGACUGUCGCAGAACUUCGAGGUGCUGCGGCGGAAGGAGGAUAUCUGCGACACAGAAUAUUACACGUAUUUGGAGAUGAGGGAGAGGGCAAAGGAGUCAGCCAGGGCCUACCGCGAGAGUAUCCGCACAUACAAAGACGUCGCUCUGUUGAACUUCCUCCGGAAACGCAAGGCGAAGCAUCAGGUCCGGCAGAUGAAGGAGGAGAUGCGAGUGGCGAACCAGAGUCUCCGGGAUCACUACCACGAUUCCAUGUCGGAGUGCUUCGACGUUUCGUCCAUCAAAGGCGAGUCGGGUUCACGACCUGGCUCUGCGCUCUACGGCGAGUUUAUCAGAGAAUGGGCGGACGGCGUACUGGUAGUGCCAAUGCAGCAGGAGGAGGAAAAUGUCGAUUUCUUCGAGGAACAAAGUGUACAUCGCAUUUGCGGUAGCGGUAGCAGCGUAGGGAAUCCCUCAUACUUUCUCGUUGCGAAGCCUUAG
Molecule: messenger RNA, 603 nt
Organism: Cyclocybe aegerita
Lineage: Eukaryota; Fungi; Basidiomycota; Agaricomycetes; Agaricales; Hemipholiotaceae
Source: the annotation of a GenBank genome assembly